This is a messenger RNA of Anthonomus grandis grandis, 1299 nucleotides long. Its product is annotated as alpha-tocopherol transfer protein-like. Gene Ontology annotation, molecular function: phosphatidylinositol bisphosphate binding. NCBI's taxonomy places the organism in Eukaryota, Metazoa, Arthropoda, Insecta, Coleoptera, Curculionidae. The coding region runs from base 172 to 1116 and encodes 314 amino acids. The record is from RefSeq and is a predicted model, not a curated record. Gene Ontology annotation, cellular component: membrane. The transcript is spliced from 7 exons.
UACGUCUACCAUCAACUGAAAAUCCGAAUUAAAGCAGUAGUGGUGGGUCGGGUUCAGUUUCACUUGUAGUAUCAUCGCGGUUUCAAUAUUUACUGAAAGUAUCCGUGCACCCAUUGACUUAUUAAACUUUUAAAUUUCUUUUCUGUCUGCGAUUCUUUCGGUCGUGCAAACAUGCCGUCUGCGGAAUUCGUUAAGCAGUCCCUGAUGUCAAACAUGACGGAAAUGCCAACGGUCCAACUAGGAAAUUACACGUUGCAAGUGGAAUUGAAAGAACCCAAUUCGAAAGUCCAAGAAAUUGCCCGGAAAGAACUUCGAGAAACUCCGGAGGUUGCGCAAGCGGCAAUUAAAGAACUAAGGGAACUUUUAAAAGAAGAGAAAGAUCUGUAUGUCCCACUAGAAAACGACCUCUACUUAACCAGAUUCUUGAGGCCUACGAAGUUUUACCCCGAAAGUGCUAGGGACUUGAUCAAGCGAUACUACGCCUUCAAACAAAAACACGCGAACAUGUUCGACGGUUUAACGCCGAACAAGGAACGCAACAUAUUCGAACAAAAUAUUUUAACGGUGCAACCCAACAGGGAUCAGUUCGGCAGACGGAUAUUGGUUAUUGAAUUGGGAUCCAAAUGGAAAACUGACAAGGUGACUUUAGACGAGGUGUUUAAGGGCUGCGUGCUAUUCCUGGAGACGGCCAUGUUAGAACCCGAAACUCAGGUGUGCGGAGCGGUGGUGAUUUUCGACAUGAACGGCCUCUCUUUGUCUCAAACCACCAAGUUUACGCCAUCCUUUGCAGCGAGAAUCGUUGAAUGGCUACAAGACAGCGUGCCACUUAGGAUAAAGAACAUCCAUGUGGUAAACCAGCCGUACAUUUUCAAAAUGGUGUUCGCCCUAUUCAAGCCAUUCUUAAGGGAAAAACUUCGCAGUCGUAUUAUUUUCCACGGUACUAACAGGAAGUCGUUGCACGAGUACGUGGACCCCAGUGCUUUACCUGAAUGGUACGGGGGUACUUUGGAUGUCCCGAUGAUUAGCGGACCCCAAUGGUUGCAGCUUUUAGAAAAGUGCGAGGCAGAGUUUGAAGCAAUCAACUCCUACGGUUAUAAGAAGAAGGUGACAAAGUAGACAGUACCACCAGGAAAGUGCCCAUAUAUGUAGAUAAGUGUAUGAUUUUAUAAGUCUAGAAAGUAAUUGUUUUAAUAUUUUAAAAAUUUUUAUUUUAUAUUUUGUUUAUUUGCCAAUUCGAUGUUUGUUGUUAAAGUUGCUUGAUUUGUAGUUAAAUGUAGCAAAUACAAGACUGUUCUUAAU